Messenger RNA from Hypoxylon fragiforme, 830 nucleotides. RefSeq lists its product as uncharacterized. The transcript is spliced from 3 exons. NCBI's taxonomy places the organism in Eukaryota, Fungi, Ascomycota, Sordariomycetes, Xylariales, Hypoxylaceae. Bases 265 to 723 code for a protein of 152 amino acids. The record is from RefSeq and is a predicted model, not a curated record.
AGUUUAUUAACCGGUCUCAUCAUCCAAUAUGACUACCAUAUGGCAGGUGCCUACCCUACAUAAGUAGAUGAUAAAUAACUUGCGCAACUUCCUAAGACGAUGUAGUAAUCGAGCAGUUUCAUAUUUCAUGUUUUUCAUCCAGGAGUGUCUGGAUUUGUUUGAACUUGACAAUAGAUUCCUCAUUUCACAAAAAAACAAUCAAGCAUCUAGUGACAGUUCCACAUCAUAUUCUAACAACUUUAUGACCCAAGAACUCUUCACACGAUGCGUCUCUCACUGCCUUUCCUUGUCUUGAGUGGCACCGCUAUGGCGGUCUCCCAUCUUUCUUCCUCCAAAGAGGACCUUUCAUUGAAUGAGCAAGAUGUAGAGGUAGCCUCAUUCGCCGUUAAGCCUUACGACGGUCCUGCUGGCACUCUUUCAUUCCAUUGGAAUGAAACACUCCAGUACCUCAACAAGGACUUGGGAAUCAACAUGGCCCAACUGCAGAGCCACCAAGAACUCUUUACCGGCAAUUCGAGCGAAGGUUACACCUUCCCGGGUGGCAUCAUUUCCUGGGAUACCACUGAACAAAACGACACUUCUUUGUCGCCCGGUACACUUGAACAAGUUACCUGUAAUCAGUGCGUUGACAUAUGCUUUGGCACUUCCGUAGUUCCCUUCGGAUUUAUCGCUUGCCUCAUAUGCAUCUUCUCGUCUUGUCCCCCCCAAAGCCGACCUCCUUAAUAGGGCUUAAAGCUUCCGAAUUACCUAGCUUGCAGAUGGAUUGACACAUGAGUGGAAAUAGGGCACACUAACACCUUUCAUGCUGUAUCAAAGGUCGGGAAUUCUAU